This is a messenger RNA of Annulohypoxylon maeteangense, 2938 nucleotides long. RefSeq lists its product as uncharacterized. The transcript has a single exon. The record is from RefSeq and is a predicted model, not a curated record. The coding region runs from base 149 to 2254 and encodes 701 amino acids. Lineage: Eukaryota; Fungi; Ascomycota; Sordariomycetes; Xylariales; Hypoxylaceae.
AUUUCGACAUUUAUCUUCGGUAAUCGAUAGUUACUACCCAGGUUCUUACCUACAGAAAGUAGCAAUGAUCUCUCUAGGACUAUCGAAUUAUUUAUGAUCGAAUGGAGAAUAUGUGUGUCUUGCCAUUCUCCUCUUCCCUUCUUCAUCAAUGACUACCUUUCUGGCCUUGCGGUACCGCCGUGCCACUUACCGUCACCUCUGCUCCCAUAACGAUGCUGCGCAGCUUCCCGAAGCCCUUCUCAACGUCUUAUUUGAUCGCUACUACGCCAUAACAAGGACUGCUGCUCGAUAUGGCUCCUCUGUCCCGGGGCCAAUGGAGAAUAGGAGGCGCAUAGGGAAAAGGCAUAUGGCAGAACUCAACUUUGGCCAGUCUCGCAGCGCCUCGCCAUUAUGGGCGCUCGAAAAUCUACCCGACCUCACACAAUGGAAAUGGAAGCCACCCUCAUCAUCCGAUGAACUGCUUCGACAAGAUAUAGCUAGGGAUGGAAAGCAAAGAGGCAUAGUGCAAUCUAUGAUGAAGUGGUUCGCUAGUAGUACAGAUCCAGCUCUAGCUCCAGCUCCAGAUAUUGCCUCGGUUGAUGUAGGGGAUUACUUAAUACACGAGCCAGAUGCUGCAGAACAGCCUUUGCAGAGAAUAGUCUGGAAUUCCCAAACCGGUCCAUCGGAAAUCAUUGAAACUGGACUCGAUCUUAUAUCUCGAGAUUUAUCGUCGGAUAUGACGGUCGUCAUAAAACCGAAUUUCUCAGACUUCCGCGACAGGUUCAGAGAAUGCUUAGCCAAUGGUAUUUUUUCUGGAGAGACCACCUGUUCUGUACUCGACGGUAUCUAUAAUGGGCUCGCGAUACUACAAUCGAAUACUGUUAAGCCUUUGGAACGAACGAUUGCCAAUCAAUUUAUGCUAGGCCUACUUACCACAACAAUCCUAGGGUUAUCUAAUAGCAGUAUACACAAACACAACGAUUCAGCUCACCUCAUCUGGGAAAAAAUCUUGCAGAUAACAUCAAAGCUACAGAUGAAUAGCCUUCGCAUAUUGACGGACUCUGUGUCCAAUAUACCAGACCAUCGCUUAGGCGACAUAUCUCCAUAUAUACUGUUAAAUUUGAAUGCCUAUUUAAUGGCUUCAGGACGCGAGAGGAAGCAUUCAUCAUUGGUCCGCCAAGCUAACAAGAUGGCUAAGUCUUUGAGAAGUCUUGAUCUAGCCAGUCACCCUCAAAUAUUAGAAUGCGGUACUUCGUACGUGUUAAAUUAUAUGGCAUCGAAUAGCGCCGGGUACUCGCAAGUACGUUUCAGUUGGCUGCAACUUUUGGCCAGGCUACCGAACGUAGAUUUCGACUCAUUGGUGGAAACAUGUUCUGUCCUUGAAAGUGGAAAACAUGCUGAGCCUCUCUCGAAUAAAGAGAUCUGCGAGAUGUAUCUAGCUAGACAUCGAUCUACAAUUAAGGAAGCGCCAACAGUACGCAAUAUGCUAGCGGAAGAAGUCCACGGCAACAAAGACUCUCGGUUUUAUGGCUUAUUUAGCAUGGCCUUCUGGCAAACCGGACAAUUCGAUCACGUCAAGGACUUUUGCAAAUUUCUCGAGAAGCUGGGCCGGGAUCAAGAUGUUAUGCGUCUUGCGAAAGGACUCCGGAACCUUGUGUCAAACGAGGUGAGACCACUAGCAAAUAUCGCCAUCGGGGGACGUCUGCCUCUACUAGCUAUAGAAAUUAUUAGCAUCUACGAGAAGAGUAGAGCUAGCUCUAGGCUUUUCUGGGAUUCUGAAUUUUCAUCCAAGGCCUUGAAACUUUUGAUGGAUUCUCCAUUCCUGAGACAAAUCGAAGUUCUCCGCGCGUUGCGUGUGAGAUGUCUAUCGAGGAGGAGACGAUAUCGGUACGGACUCGCCAGCAAGCAUGAAAUACAAAAGAUAACCCUGAAGGCGAUUCAAGCAGCGAGGGCGGUUGCCAUUUCGCCAGUCAUAACACCUAGGACCUCCCUGAACCUAAUCACACAAUGCAUAUAUUAUCUUCAGAGACUUCCCCGGGCCGUGGUACCAGUUCCAGUCUUGCGGGCUCUAUUACACAUUGUCACAAGGGAUCUCGCGCGUGGGGGGCCAGGCAGAACUGCCCGAAUACGUUGGGUUUUGGGAUUGUUACACAGGAACGUCGGCCGCGACCAUAUGGUACGGAUAGGGCUCGGCCUUAGGCGAUGGAGAGAGCUCAACUUGAAAGAGCUCAACGACCGGCGUCGCCGCGAGGGAGUUGGAUGGAGCGCCAGCUGAAGCUAAGAUAACUUUAAACCCUAAAGGAAUUCAGCUGCUGGGUCAUCUACAAGAGCAGGGCCGACUGAUACAGACCGAAUACGGAUCUUGAGAUCUGAAGCUUGUUCUGCAUGCACUCACACUUAGAUCCAUAAUUAGAACACCAAUAAUACCUACAUACAAAGCCAGAUGAUAAAGGGUUGUCGGUAUCACAAGCGGAGUUCUAUAAACUACGUAAUACUCGACUGAUUCUGACCGGGCUCGCUUCUUCAAAUAUCGGGAAGAAGGCUGUGAUUGGUAUCCUACAACUGCUUAAAGUUUUUUGUUGGAAGGAGUUGAGCUUAUUAUUACAUUGCCAUCGGUUACACGGCAGUUAGGGUGCCUACAGACAUGACGGAUUGGCGUUAGCCCCUCCUAUGUGGCCCCCAGAUAUUAUCUUUCCUGGGGCUUUAGGUACUAGGCUAGGUGCUGGGGGCGGGCUUAGCAAUAUUAACUCUACAUGACGAAGGAUUUGAUAGGGAUGAGGGGGGUAAUUGGGGGAUUAUGUUAAAUGCAUGUGGUCUUAUUCGGCUCUACUUUGAGAUUCUUCGCUUGUUGGAUAUCCUUAGAGGAUAGUCGGGAGGGCCGAAUGAGGCUAAGUGCCUAUCUUGGUAUGUGCUAUUCUAUUCAGCGCACUGUAAAUCUGUGACAAGCCAGCCAUUUACA